Cheilinus undulatus (humphead wrasse) is the source of this 3059-nucleotide messenger RNA. It is a transcript of the gene nr4a2a, whose product is annotated as nuclear receptor subfamily 4, group A, member 2a. Gene Ontology annotation, molecular function: nuclear glucocorticoid receptor binding; zinc ion binding; nuclear receptor activity. The transcript is spliced from 8 exons. The record is from RefSeq and is a predicted model, not a curated record. Gene Ontology annotation, biological process: cellular response to corticotropin-releasing hormone stimulus; regulation of transcription by RNA polymerase II; dopaminergic neuron differentiation. Gene Ontology annotation, cellular component: nucleus; transcription regulator complex. The coding region runs from base 252 to 2051 and encodes 599 amino acids. Lineage: Eukaryota; Metazoa; Chordata; Actinopteri; Labriformes; Labridae.
UGUCAGUGCGCGGAGUCACACGGUUUUUGCCCGCUCGGCCGCCUGGCAUUGUUGGGUACAGACGCUCAUGAUUUGGAGCUUUUACACAAAUUGAUGAGUCCCUCCUGCAUGCCUAUCGCAUGGAUUGAAAGCCACGAUCCUGAUGUGAAAGAGGGGGAGAACCAGAACAGAGACGCUUUCUUGAAUCCUGAUACAACUCCUGACAUUACCCAUUUCAAGUGUCACCGAAAAACUGUCAUAAGACUUGAGCCAUGCCCUGCGUCCAGGCUCAGUAUGGAUCAUCACCUCAAGGAGCGAGUCCAGCUUCCCAGAGCUACAGCUACCACACCGCAGGAGAAUACAGCUGCGACUUCUUAACACCCGAGUUUGUGAAGUUUAGCAUGGACUUAACUAACACUGAGAUCACAGCCACUACUUCCCUGCCGAGUUUCAGUACAUUCAUGGACAACUACAAUACCAGUUACGACGUCAAACCGCCCUGUCUGUAUCAGGUGCCGCACUCUGGAGAGCAGUCCUCCAUCAAGGUGGAGGACGUCCAGAUGCACAGCUACCAUCAGCAGAGCCACCUGCCGCCUCAGUCGGAGGAGAUGAUGGCUCACUCUGGGCCUAUGUACUUCAAACCGUCCUCUCCGCACGCGCCCGGCACGCCAAACUUCCAAGUCCAGCCUAAUCACAUGUGGGAGGACCCGGGCUCCCUCCACAGUUUCCACCAGAACUACGUGGCGGCCACUUCUCACAUGAUAGACCAGCGCAAGAAUCCGGUGUCGAGGCUUUCGCUCUUCUCCUUCAAGCAGUCCCCGCCCGGCACUCCCGUCUCCAGCUGUCAGAUGCGCUUCGACGGGCCCCUGCACGUCUCCAUGAACCAGGACAACCCCGUGCACCGCGGCCUGGACGGCCAGAGCUUCGCGGUGCCGAGCGCCAUCCGGAAACAGGCGGGUCUGGCCUUCCCGCACUCCCUGCAGCUCGGCCACGCGCACCAGCUGGUGGACAGCCAAGUGCCAUCGCCCCCGUCCCGAGGAUCUCCGUCAAAUGAGGGUCUGUGCGCGGUGUGUGGGGACAACGCAGCCUGCCAGCAUUAUGGAGUGAGGACCUGCGAGGGAUGCAAAGGAUUUUUCAAGCGCACCGUUCAGAAAAAUGCAAAAUAUGUGUGUUUAGCGAAUAAAAACUGUCCUGUUGACAAACGCCGAAGAAACCGGUGCCAGUUCUGCCGCUUCCAGAAGUGUAUUGUCGUCGGAAUGGUGAGAGAAGUUGUCCGGACAGAUAGCCUAAAAGGUCGAAGAGGACGCCUCCCAUCCAAACCCAAAAGUCCCCAGGAGCCCUCCCCUCCCUCGCCGCCGGUGAGCCUCAUAAGCGCGCUCGUCAGGGCCCAUGUGGACUCCAACCCCUCCAUGUCUGCUUUGGACUACUCCAGAUUCCAGGCUAACCCUGACUACCAAAUGACUGGAGACAACACUCAGCACAUCCAGCAGUUCUAUGAUCUCCUGACGGGCUCCAUGGAGAUCAUCCGGGGCUGGGCGGAGAAGAUCCCCAGCUUCUCUGAUCUCCUCAAACAAGAUCAGGAUCUCCUCUUUGAGUCCGCCUUCCUGGAACUUUUCGUUCUGCGGCUGGCGUACAGGUCCAACCCGGUGGAAGGCAAACUGAUUUUUUGUAAUGGAGUGGUGUUACACAGGCUACAGUGCGUGCGUGGAUUUGGAGAGUGGGUGGAUGCCAUCGUGGAGUUUUCUUCCAACUUGCAGAGCAUGAACAUAGACAUCUCGGCUUUCUCCUGCAUCGCAGCUCUCGCUAUGGUAACAGAGCGACACGGACUCAAGGAGCCGAAGAGAGUCGAGGAUCUCCAAAACAAGAUAGUCAACUGCCUCAAAGAUCAAGUGACAUUCAAUGGAGGUGGAUUGAAUCGUCCCAACUAUUUGUCAAAACUCUUGGCAAAGCUCCCUGAACUGCGCACGCUAUGUACCCAAGGUCUGCAGCGUAUCUUUUACCUUAAACUAGAAGAUCUAGUCCCUCCGCCAGCAAUAAUUGACAAACUUUUCCUCGACACCCUACCUUUCUGAGUCCCGGCUCGCUGGAGAGACCUCAAAGAACUUCCAAAAGACUGCUUGAUUCAGACUUUUUAUUAUUUCUGAAGAUCCGUAGGCACAUAGUCCCACAUAUGAGAAAGAAUUGGCUGACAUGUACAGGCCUGUUUAUUAAAUCCUUGAUGGAUAAUCCCGGGGAAAUUGUCUCCUAAUUGUCAGCUAACUUAAUCCGGUCUUGCAAAUCUCUUUUUGACAUCGGCUCCACUGAUUCAGCAUCAUCAGCUGUAAUAUAUACCCCAUUUCUAUAUAGGAACACACGCGCACACACACACUGUACAUUACAAUAGAUUACGCGAUGCCUCACGUGCAUCAGUUUCUAACACGUGUACAAAGUUUGUUACGAUGAAAAGAUCUGAUUUUCUUUUCUUUUCUGACUCGUGCCUAUGUGUUUCUGACAGGAUCCCCAAAAGUAUCCGGAAAAGACAACGCAUGUUCUCCUUUUCUUUCACUUUUCUUUUCUUUUAUAGGCACUUGCUGAGGUGAUGUCUAUAUAUAAUAUAUACCGGACACUAUGUAGUCUGCUAGAUUUGAUACAGAUUCGUAGUUAUGGCACUCCUUUUAUGUAUGACGCAUAUGUGGACAAAAUAUGUCAUGUGUAUAGAAAUGAGGGACCCAUGGUGUUUGUAAAACUGUCAGACAUUCCUUGUUUGUAUGUGCUGUAAGUAUUGUUGCUGUUGAAUAUAAACGUUUCUAUAUAUUUAUUAUUUCUAUUGCCAAGAGCUACACGACGCAUGGUGCAAUUUAAAAACGAUUUCAAACCCCAUUCAGAGUUCAAGCUGAGCACGUUGUCUAUGUUUUUAUGUCUUUAGAAACGUCUAGGUAGUUUUGGUUUCAACACGUUUUUGGAGAACUGGAUAAAGAUCCAUUAUCUUAUAUUCAAGAGGUUCAUGAGUGUGUGUGAUGUAGGCCCACAUCUUUGGCAUCAUGAUGUACUUAAAGACUUCUGUAACGCUUAUUUGGUGCCCGAUUCAAAAACUUUAGAGA